Messenger RNA from Alternaria viburni, 1854 nucleotides. RefSeq lists its product as uncharacterized. Bases 1 to 1854 code for a protein of 617 amino acids. The transcript is spliced from 4 exons. The record is from RefSeq and is a predicted model, not a curated record. Lineage: Eukaryota; Fungi; Ascomycota; Dothideomycetes; Pleosporales; Pleosporaceae.
AUGCCUACCCCACGACGAAGCAAGAGGUCCAAAGCCCAACAAGAGCCUGAGCAAGAACGACCCGCCAAAGUCGCCAAAGUCGCCAUGGAUAACAAUACAACUUCGAAUACUCGCAAUGUCUACCCACACCCCGAGCCUCAAUUCGUCCAUUUCCCCAGCCGCCGUUCAGUUGUACACAGUACCAAAGGUAUCGUGUCAUCCGCUGCUGGAAUUGAGAUCCUGAGGAAAGGUGGUAACGCGGCAGAUGCUGCUGUGGCCGUUGCGGCAGCCAUCAAUGUCACAGAGCCGGGCUCAACGGGCAUCGGCGGUGAUAUGUUCUGUCUGUACUACGAUGCGAAGACGAAGAAGGUAUCUGCCAUGAACGGUUCCGGCCGGAGUGGCGCGAAUGUCACUCUCGACAAGGUCAGGAAAGACCUCAACAUCGCAGAAGGCCAGAGCGGCCAGAUUCCCAUGGACCAUGUACAUGCCGCGACAGUGCCUGGCGCAGCAGCGGGAUGGGUCGACUGUGUUGAGCGAUUUGGUAGUGGAAAGGUCAGCAUGGAGGACGUGCUCGCGCCCGCCAUCGAUCUCGCGGAGAACGGUUUCCCAGUCUCCGAGUUAUCAGCAACAUUCUGGGCAGCGAGCGAAAAGGACCUCUUGAAAGCAUCGCCCAACGGGCGCGAGAUGCUCAAGGAUGGCAGAGCGCCCAAAGCUGGAGAAAUCAUGAAGAACCCCACCAUGGGCAACACCUUCAAACUGCUGGCCAAGCACGGAAAGAAAGGAUUCUACGAGGGCGAAGUAGCCGAGCAGCUCGUAAAAGUAGUGCAAGAUCUCGGUGGCUAUCUCACUCUAGGCGAUCUCAAACACCACGCGGAGACCGGGACGGAACCAGUCGACCCCAUCUCGCUGAAGUACACAGGCCAAGGUGUUGGAGAGCGACCAGACGGCGGUAUCGAGCUAUGGGAACAUCCACCAAACGGCCAAGGAAUCGUCGCAUUGAUGGCCCUCGGCAUCAUCCAGGAACUUGAGAAGCAGAAGAAGAUUCCAAAGUGGAGCCUCAACGACCACAACAGCACGCAAUAUCUUCACACCGUCAUCGAAGCAUUGCGCAUCGCCUUCUGUGAUGCCCAUUGGUUCGUCACAGACCCGAACGUCGUCAAAGUGCCAUCUGCCGAGCUUAUCUCGGAAGAGUAUCUUGCUGAGCGAGCGAAACUAUUCGACCAAAAGAAGGCCAUCUCAGCGCCUGUCCAUGGUUCUCCAGCGCAUCUGCAAAGCGACACUGUCUACUUCUGCUGUUCUGACCCCGAAGGAAACGCCAUCUCCUUCAUUAACAGUAACUAUGGCGGAUUUGGUACUGCCAUCAUUCCCAAAGGCUGCGGUUUCACACUGCAAAACCGAGGUGCAAACUUCAGUCUCGACAAAGACCACCCGAAUGUUCUGGCCCCGAGAAAGCGACCAUACCACACUAUCAUCCCUGGCCUGACAACAUACAUCAACGAUGGUAGUCUGCACUCCGUGUACGGCGUCAUGGGUGGUUUCAUGCAACCUCAGGGUCAUGUACAGGUGCUCCUCAACCAAGAAGUCUUCAAACUCAACCCGCAAGCUGCGCUAGAUUCACCACGCUUCUGCAUCGGAGCCGGAAUGCCUAGCGCUGACGGCAAGAUGACUGACGCGACGAUUUACUUGGAAGAGGGUAUCGACCAAAAGGUCGUAGAAGAGCUGCGAGCACUUGGCCAUAAUGUCAAGCAACUGGACGGCUACGGACGCGGUAUGUUUGGUCGGGGCCAGAUCAUCCGGCGACACGUAGACGACGGUGUGCAGGUCUGGAGUGGAGGUAGUGAUCUGCGAGGUGACGGUGCGGCGAUGCCAUUGUAG